Messenger RNA from Cornus florida, 1086 nucleotides. RefSeq lists its product as uncharacterized. The coding region runs from base 1 to 1086 and encodes 361 amino acids. The transcript is spliced from 3 exons. The record is from RefSeq and is a predicted model, not a curated record. Lineage: Eukaryota; Viridiplantae; Streptophyta; Magnoliopsida; Cornales; Cornaceae.
AUGCAGAUAAAGUUUGACGCAGCAGACUUGUUGCGUGUUCAGAUCCCCCAUGAGGACCCGCUGGUCGUAAGUUUGACAAUGGCUAAAUGCUUGGUGCGCAGAGUUCUAAUUGACCCUGGAAGUAGUGCGAACAUCAUGCCAAGAGAUACAUUCGAUCGGCUCGAGAUCAAACAAGAUCAGCUGAAAUCCACCGGGAAUCCAUUAGUAGGGUUUGAUGGAAAGCGAGUGGAGCCCGUCGGCAUGGUGGAGGUAGCGGUACAUGCUGCUGAGAGGGUUUUGAUGGAAACCUUUGUAGUUGUUGAAAUUAAUCCCUCUUACAAUCUUCUGAUGGGCAGAGGGUGGAUCCACAGGGUUCGAGGUGUUCCAUCCACUCUGCAUCAGGUAAUGAGAUGCCUGACACCAGACGGAACCAAAGUGAUUGACAUUCAUGAAGACCAAGUUGCAGCUAAAGAAUGUUACUCUGUAACGCUGAAACAUGCCGGAAAGGGGAAAGCUCCCAUUCGUUCAAUCGAUCAGUUCCGACCGGAACGGACAACCAAAGUAGGGGAACGACUCGUUGAGGAAGAAAAGCAGGAAUUAGUUGAUUUUUUGUCUCAAAACGCAGAUGUGUUCGCAUGGAGUCACUUGGACAUGCCCGGGAUCGAUCCUUCGGUAUCCUGUCAUUCCUUGAACGUUAAUCCCAAUGCAAAACCUGUAAAACAGAAGCAGCGACGGUUUGCCCCCGAGCGCAACCGAAUUAUUACCGAGGAAGUUGAUAGGCUGCUUGAUGCGGGGUUCGAUAACUUCCCGCUGCCAAAGAUUGAUCAGAUGGUGGAUGCAACAACUGGAUAUGAAUGCUUGACAUUUUUAGAUGCUUAUUCGGGUUAUAAUCAGAUCCCCAUGGACCCCGCCGACGAAGAAAAAACUUCUUUCGUUACUGAACGCGGGACGUAUUGCUACAAAGUUAUGCCGUUCGGACUAAAGAACGCCGGGGCAACUUACCAAAGACUUAUUAGCAAGAUUUUUAAGGAACAAAUAGGGAAGAUAGUGGAGGCUUACAUUGAUGAUAUGGUGGUCAAAAGUAAGAAGAAAGCUGAUCAUGUGUAG